AUGGGCCACGCUGUGCAAACAUACAUUUUUUCCAGAAGAGGCGCUUGCGUACCGUUCACACGUUCGGUACAUGUGUGUGGGACCGGUGUUGGGAACCGCCCAAGGGAACAGUACAAUGAAAACACAGCUUUCAUCGAUGGCAGUUCUGUGUACUCCUCAGAGUCUGUGACCUUACGUACCCUUCGCACAGGACCUUUCUUGAAGACACAUAUUGUAAAUGGUCGCAUGUUCCCACCAAACAAUGGAAGAGAUUCGAUGACUGCUGGAGAUGACCGCGCGACCCUUUUUGUCGGUUUGGCUGCCAUGCAUACUACUUUCCUUCGCUUGCAUAAUGGGUGA
Molecule: messenger RNA, 339 nt
Organism: Strongylus vulgaris
Lineage: Eukaryota; Metazoa; Nematoda; Chromadorea; Rhabditida; Strongylidae
Source: the annotation of a GenBank genome assembly